This is a messenger RNA of Betta splendens (Siamese fighting fish), 5765 nucleotides long. RefSeq names its product RHO family interacting cell polarization regulator 2 (gene ripor2). Lineage: Eukaryota; Metazoa; Chordata; Actinopteri; Anabantiformes; Osphronemidae. The coding region runs from base 86 to 3496 and encodes 1136 amino acids. The record is from RefSeq and is a predicted model, not a curated record. The transcript is spliced from 22 exons.
UGUUGCUGAAACUUGGUGAAAGUCUCUGGGAGUCCUCUCCCUCUCGCGCCCACGCACACACUUCCCCCGGCGCUCACACGUGCACAUGAGGCUGAGGCUCGGCUCAGUCCCGCCUCAGAACCUGCCGGCGAUCGGACCGUCGCCCGGAAGCGAGGAGCCCAGGCCGGCGCUGAUCCGAUUUCACACCCCAGUCGCUCUCUCUGCCGCGCCGGUCAGUCAGACAAGAGCGGAGACGGAGGAAGAGGAGGAGACGGAGCGGGCGAUGGCUGUGAGCGACAUUUCGGAGGAUGACCUGGAUGAGCUGAUGCGUGAGGAGGCGGAGGACGUGUUCUACGAGGACGGAGUGUCGUCCCGCUUCCCGGAGAUCAUGGCGGCCGGCACCCACUCCCCCGGAGGCCCCAACGGCAUCAUCCGGAGUCAGUCGUUUGCCGGCUUCAGCACGCUGCAGGAGCGACGCUCCCGGUGUAACUCCUUCAUGGGCAACUCUGCGGUGCAGAAGAAGCCUCAGUCCAAACCCAAGAAGCCUCACCUGUCGGGCCACAAGGGAGGCAGCAGCUCCAGGGAGCCCCAACCCAAACGUCUGGAGGAGGUGUACACGGCGCUCAAGCAAGGCCUGGACGAGUAUCUGGAAGUCCAUCAAACAGAACUGGACAAACUCACGUCUCUGAUGAAGGACAUGAAGCGAAACUCUCGACUGGGAGUGCUGUACGAUCUUGACAAGCAAAUGAAAACCAUCGAGAGAUACAUGAGACGUCUGGAGUUUCACAUCAGCAAGGUGGACGAGCUCUAUGAGGCCUUCUGCAUCCAGAGCCGCCUGAGGGACGGUGCCAGCCGCAUGAAGCAGGCCUUCUCCUCCUCCCCCUCCACUAAAGGCACCAAGGAGAGCAUCGCAGAGGUCAACCGGCGGUACAAGGAGUACACUGAGAAUAUGGGAACAAUUGAAAAUGAGCUGGAGAACCUGCUCGGGGAGUUUCACAUCAAGAUGAAAGGUUUGGCGGGUUUCGCAAGGCUCUGUCCUGGAGACCAGUAUGAGAUCUUCAUGCGCUACGGCCGUCAGCGGUGGAAGCUGAAGGGGAGGAUUGAAGUGAACUCCAGGCAGAGUUGGGACGGAGAAGAGAUGGUUUUCAUGCCCCUCAUCAGCGACCUCAUCAACAUGAAGGUGACGGAGCUGAAGGGUCUGGCCACUCACAUACUGGUGGGCAGCGUGAUCUGCGAGACCAAGGAGCUGUUCACUGCCAUGCCUCAGGUGGUGGCUGUGGACGUCAACGACCUGGGGACCAUAAAGCUCAACCUGGAGGUCACGUGGUACCCGUUCGACGUCGAGGACCUGACGCUGUCCUCCGGCAACGUGAGCAAAGCCACCGCUCUGCAGAGGCGGGUGUCGGUGUACAGCCAGGGCACGCCGGAGACGCCCACCUUCCAGGACACGUCCUUCUUUUCCACGCUACCGGACGACGUCUUCGAGAACGGCGGCUGCGGUGUGGCCGAGUGCAAGCGUCUCUCCUUCACCUUCUCCGACACCUCCGGCUCCACGCCGAGCCCCAGUCCGGCCCCGAGCUCGCACUCCCCCGGCCAGUCCAACCCCGAGAUCACCGUCACCCCCCCGGAAACGGAGCCGCCGCCCACGCAAACCCUCCCGACCAGAGAGGACUCGAUCCCAGAGGAGCAUUUGGUGGAGGAAGAGGAGGAGGACGAGUACGAGGAGGACGGGGAGACGGGCAGUGGAGGAAGCAGUGGAGGAAGCAGUGGAGGAAGCAGGGGCACCAGCGGCAGCCUGGCCAGCGAUGACGCUGAGGCGGCGGAGGACUCGGAGUGGGAGCGCACUGAGUCCCAGCGCAACUCCAGCUCCAACUGCGGCUCGGCGGCGCCGUCCUUGUGCUCUGACGGCCACCUGUCCACGGUGGCGCCGGAGGACGUUUUCCUAGAUCACAGCGACGAACUGAAACCCGUGGAACUGGACACGGAGGAGGCCGGCAGCCUGACCAGGCAGCUGGUGAGGAGGCUGACGUCCUCGGAGGCGGAGCAGCCCGGCGGGAGCCCUGCGGAGGGCGGGGGGGGCCCCAGCUGGGCUGGGGAGGGCAGCCGGGCGUUCCUGGAGAGCAGCCUGGAGGAGGCCAUCCACAGCCUGUUGAUGAAGCUGGAGGCCCUGACGCACCGCUGCCGAGAGCUGCAGGACCUGGAGCAGGAGGUGAUGCGGCUGGAGGAUCUACUCAAGUGUCGCCUCCCCGGACACAGGAGCCGCUCGUCCAGCCUCAGUCUGACAGUGGAAAGUGCCCUGGAGAGCUUCGACUUCCUCAACACGUCUGACUUCGACGACGAAGACACUGGAGACGAUAGCGCUGUGCCGAGCGCUCCCCCGCAGAGGUCUCCGCUUUUCGACGCAGACGGAGAAAGGAUUGGGGUCCAGCAUCCAGAGGCCAGAGGACACCUGAGCGAGGCCCUGACGGAAGACACGGGGGUGGGAAACAGCGUGGCGGGAAGCCCGCUGCCUCUCACCACCGGCAACGAGAACUUGGACGUGGCCAUCGUCAUCCACCUGCAGUACUGUAACCACCUCAUACAGGUGUUAAGCAGUGGGGUGAGCCAGUGGAAACGUCGCAGUCUGCUCCUGAAACUGUCCGGACAGACUCAGCUAUUGGAGGAACUGGCAGAGAUCAGUGUGGACAGACUGGGAGCAGUAGCGUCUGCCGCUGAUGUUCUCCCGGGCCUGGCGGAGCGCCCCGAGUUGAUGAGCCUGUGGUCGGAGUGCAGCGGGUCUGCGGGGCUUUUCCACACCACUCUGGACCGGGUGUUCAACCACAUGAGCCAGCGCUACGCGGCGGCGCUGCAGGACAAACACCCGCACGGCUCCGACUCAGUGAUUGGGGUCGUGGUGGGUGAGAUGGUGGACAGGGGCGACCUGGUGCCGUCCCCCGCGCUGUCCCGGGACGUCCUCACCGUGUUCCAGUUCCACAGCUACAUAUCACAACAUGAGGUUCAAGACAUGGAGACGCAUCUGCUGCACUUGGCCAGGGAGGGGCUAUUUGCCGAGGCUCUUCAUGACGGAGAGCGCUCCCGGUGCCUGUCGGAGCUGGAGGAGGUGCCGGUGUCGUCCCUGUGGCCCCGGAGCGGCACGCUGAGGGCGCUGGCCUUCCUGCUCACGGUCGGAGACCCCCAGCUCAACAAGGCGGCGGCGGACUACCUGUCCGCUGGGGCGUCGCUCGGCAACUUCAAGGCCAGGGCGGUGGAGUGCUACACGCAGGCGCUGUCGGAGGCCGGGGUCCAGAGCCAGAGGGCCGCCUGCUCAGCCCUCAGCUGCCUGCGGGCCGUAGAGAGCAUCAGGGCGGUGGUAGCGCUGUGCGAUUCAGCCGACGAGGAGCUUCGCCACGUCGCCAUCGAAACUCUCCUCGCGUUCGGUGACGAGGGCCGGCUGGCGUACGAGCAGCUCGACAUGGUGUCGGGGGAAGUGAUCCGUUUGGGCACGCGGAGGGGAAACGCCGUCACCACUGCCUUCUGAGCCCCUGUGCCACUCCAUCCACCGCAUCCUCCGCCCGGGCCCGACCGCACCCCGCUCACCUCACCGGGCUGUUAAUGACUGAUCAGUUUAAUGAUCUGCUUCCUGGAACACACGUUAACAUCCCCGCGCCGCCACACGUACUCUCACUACGCUGCCUCGAAAAAACUAAAAUAACUCCAAGCUAACGAAUCCUCUCAUCCACACACACGAACAUAAGUCUGAGUCCUCGCUCCUCCACCACUGCUCCUCCUCAGCCCCUGCUUUCUGAGCCAGGCAGAUAUGUCGCCGUAUAAAUGGACAGCAUGAAUUUGGCACAAAGCCGCUGAAAGCUGCUCCAAAGACAGUUGAGACUGGAAAUCAAGGAAUGCCCUUAACACACACUUCUGUCAAUAAGCUUAGUCACUGCACAUAUCACAUGUAUUUCUUAUUCACUGAUUAUCAUCUUGAGCAUUAUAGUCAGUUGUGUCACGCCAAUAUACUAACUAUGAUCUUUGUAUAAUGUUUAUUACAUGUUUUAGUUGGUUUGCACUGUUGUACGGCAUGUAAAUAAGGCAUAUUUUACACAGUAGGUGUAAUCUAUGUGGUUGUAUUUCUAAUUCAGUUUUCUAGUACGUUCCAUAUUAAGUUUCAGGGUUUCUUGUAUGACUGAGACGUUUGGGCUUUUGAGGCAGGGAGGACCAUCAAUAGGCUGUGGAUGACACCAUCCAUUGGAAAGCGAUUAAAGGGCCGUCGUUUAGCCACAGUUUACAGACUUGAACAGACUGGACCUCAUUCAUCUGUCAGCAGAGAAGCAGGAUAGUAAUUAGCCCCUAAGGGUCACUCACUCAUCUGUGCACAAGUGCAAUUUUUCUGUACAUACGCGUCUCUUGACACAUUUGAUAAUGUCCGCUUUGACCAUUUGAGCCUUGUUGUGGUUGAGCAGACAGGUUCCUCGAAUACGCUCCUUUGUUAAUGUAUUUUUACUACAAGGUGAGGGCAAUAAAUUAAGCUCGGGGUCAAGAGGUCAUGCACUUUCUCAAUAAAUGCACAGGAAGGAGGAUCCUUAGGCAGAGUAUAGGUGUAGCCUGUGGACUAGUUGCACAGUAUGAAAGAAUAGCAGGAUGAGAUGUGAGAUUAAACUAAUGAGAGGAGGCUGCUGAAUUAGGUGGGUUUUUUUUCGGCACAUCUUGGGUCUGUUUUAUUUCCUCACAAAUUGACCUGAGUCAAGCCUCUAAUUCCAACUUUUUCUCAUUUUAACUAUACUACUGAGUCUGGUGCUAGAGCACAAUGACAAAACUCACAGAUCACAACUUAUUUAUUAUUCACUCUCUUGUAAUUCUAAUAUUUUUUUGAGUUCUACUGGAAUAGUGCAGAUGGAAUUUUUAUGUAAAUGAAUUGUAUAUUUAUGUUCUAUUCACAGCAGGUCUAGUAUUUGAAUGAUAGUUUUUAGACCUCCGUGUCAUUACCAUGCAAAUGAUCUCAUGCUUAAUUUUAAUUGGAGUUUAUUUUGGAAGAUUUAUAUUAGAUAAUUAUUAUUUUGAAAAAGAUUAAGAUUUACUUAUAGUAUUAUAGAUUUUCUUCCCUAAACAGUUCCAAACCUGUGUAUCUGAAAUAUUACUUUAUUCUGUAGAUUUACUCUAACCAAAGGAAAGUUCAUUAUAAAGUGGUCUUUCAAUAAAGGUUCAUGCUAAUGCAGAAUGUAUUUUAAUACAUUUGCAUUUUGGCCAGAAUACCCAGACUUUUAGAAGCACAACGUAAAUGAAACAACAAUUAAACCCCAUAAUAUACAUGAAUCCAGCAACGUUUGGUUGUAAAUGCACAGUACAGAAGCCAUACUGAUGAGAAACAAGUAAUAUUUUUAUGAAACCUAUUUUUCUUUUGUAUAAUGUAUAAAUGUGUGAUGCUUACUAAAUCCUGAAGAUGCUAAGCCCCUCCCCCCACAUUCAGCCUUUUGCAACCAACCUGGUUCACAUUUCAAGUAUCAAUUGCUUUUAUUUCUUCAGUAGAAUAAACAUUACAGUAUUUUGUUACAGUAUACUUCACAAAUUCAGCUUGUGUCUUUUUACAAACAAGAGAUUAACCAGUAUUAAGUUGGUUUGUCUACUUUUCAGUUCCUAACCAUCAAGUAAAAGGUCAUUUACUGGUUUUAAUAACUUGGUCAUACUUGCUGAGAAUGAACUUUUAUCUCUGUAGGCGAUAGCUUCAUUUAGUUGCAUACUAUUCUCCAUUGUGAUUAGCAGCUUUUCCUCUGCUCAAAGUUGCAAUAAAGUUUAUUUUUGCAUAAUUAUAA